Molecule: messenger RNA, 963 nt
Organism: Effrenium voratum
Lineage: Eukaryota; Dinophyceae; Suessiales; Symbiodiniaceae
Source: the annotation of a GenBank genome assembly
AUGAAGCGUCGCUUCGCUGCUUGCCACGUUCAGCUUGGCGACGCCGGCAAGGUCGCCAAGCGCGGCGACGUUGCCAGCGUCGACGGCGAGGCCGAGUUAGUGGCAACCGUUCGCCCGUGGGGAAGCGCGACGUGGACCUUCGAAGACACCUCGUUGGAGACCCAGCUGUGGCAAGUGCAGAUCUGCCACUCGGGCAAGAACGCGUUUGGCUACCAACUGUUGGCCAUGACCCGAAGCGCCUUGCAGCAGGAAGGCACAGGGCUGCAAGCGAGCGACCUCAAAAGCUUGGAAGCCCAGGAGAAGGUGAAGAUCCUGAACGGCGCCCCUGCCCAAAUGGGGCCAUCGGACCCUGACAAGGUCGGCCUCGAGCCUUGGCAGGUUGUUCUGUACGCGGCCGGCGAGAACGCCAACGCCGCGCUGCGCGUGGUGGAGCUGGUGUUGAAGUUCAAAGUGAGCAAGGGGCUGUUGACGUCCCUUCCCGCGUUGAGCGCUGUCUUCCCAGUCGAUGGGUUUGACUGGCCAGACUUGCCUGCGGGCUGGGCGCGAAAGAGCACUUCAGAAGUCGAGUGCUUGAAGCCGUUCGGCGCGCUUCCUCCUAGGGGCAGACGCCAUGUCUUGUGUCAGUUGGAGAAGAAAGAAGCAGAAGAUUCGCAGAGCGCGGAAGACAAAUACGAUUUCACCUUCUUCGGAAACAUCUACAACUUCCGCGACGUGUUUGAGGCCAAGGGCGUUCAAGGCGGAUAUGUGCCGUUAGAAGAUGGAAACGGCGGCCGCGAGUACGUGCGGCUCUUGCGAGUGUCUGACACCGAAGAGUGUCGGGCUCAGAUCAAGACCGUCCUGGAGGACGUGCUGCGCGGCGCCCCCGUGUACUUCAUUGAUGCGACGAACGAGAGCGACAACGUCUUGGUCCAAUGGCUUCUGCAGCAGCCGUCUGUGCAUCUUGGCGAGAAUGCGGCAGAAUAA